Messenger RNA from Branchiostoma belcheri (Belcher's lancelet), 2954 nucleotides. Its product is annotated as glycogen-binding subunit 76A-like. Gene Ontology annotation, biological process: regulation of glycogen biosynthetic process. Gene Ontology annotation, cellular component: protein phosphatase type 1 complex. Gene Ontology annotation, molecular function: protein phosphatase 1 binding; glycogen binding. The record is from RefSeq and is a predicted model, not a curated record. Lineage: Eukaryota; Metazoa; Chordata; Leptocardii; Amphioxiformes; Branchiostomatidae.
UCGGGGCCGUGGGUUAUUUAUACACGGAACAGAACUGGAGAGAGCAACAUGGCGACGUCGCAGGUGAUAUUGGCCAGCAGAGCUUGGCGAUAUCGACACCUUGUUGUUGCUACGGAGGGCAGAGAAUUGCAGCCAAAGUGAAGGUAGGGCUCAGAACGUUUCUUACCCAGAAUUUUAUUCGAGCUCUGGUGCCGUCUGUGAACCAUACUGGAAAUCUGACCCAAGGUUCUGCAAAACUAUGUCAGCGGAAAACUCCGAGUGUGACGCCGAGGACCAGUGUAAACCAAAGUGUAAGGCCGGCCAGAACCUGGUCGUACCGCCGGCAGCGAAGCAGGACCGCGCUAACGUUAACGAUAUCAAGUCGUUUGACGAAAUAGAUCCUUCAAAGGCUGAGGAAACGGCCAGAAAAUUAUUCGGUCACAGUUCCAAAUACCUUCUUCCCGAGCAAACCGAGCGAGGUAAGACACAUCAGCGGUCAAAAUCAUUGAGGGAAGUAGGCGAAAAACCACCGCCCUCCCCCACUAGGCGAAAAUCUGUACGUUUCGCGGAUGCCCUUGGAUUGGAACUCGCGGACGUCAAGGUCAUUAGCAAUGCGGAGCGAGAGCGGCCACCGGAAAUACCGGCACAAGUGCUACAGUCUCUCCGCCGGAGUCACGAGGAGUUAACGGAGGCCACGAAACAGUUUAUCGAGAAACACAGAUACCUGACGCCGCUGUUUAACCAGCCCGGGUCGGCACGGGAGUUCCUAGGCAAGGUGUUCACACAGGCCGUGUGUUUGGAAACCGCCGUGGUGUCCGAUAUGACUAUCCUAGGCACGAUCCGAGUCAGAAAUUUGCAUUUCGAGAAGAAGGUGGGUGUACGGUGGACGUAUAACGACUGGAAACUGUGUUUCGACACGCCCGCAGAAUACGUGCACGGGUCUUCAGACGGGACUACCGACAAGUUCUCCUUCACAAUCACCGCUCCAAACAACAUGGAAGUCGGCGGGAAAGUGGAAUUGUGCGUGCGCUUCGAAAUCCCGGGAAAUACCUUCUGGGACAAUAACCAAGGUCAAAACUACGUCUUCGAGUGUUUCAGCCAGGGUUAUAGCACCUUGUCGACAUCCCCAGAGGAUUCUUUCUGGCGUUUUACCUGAUUUUUCCAGGUGUGUGACAAUUCUUGUAACGCUGCCCCACCCCCUGCCUGCGUGAGUUUUGUAGAUAUCAAUAUCUGUUCACUACAGAUCGAUCUAUCACUGUUCUUUUCAGCACGUUAUGAAAGUGAACUUCGACCUUUAUUUAUUUGACCUUUAUUUAUUCAUGCAUGUGACUACACGCACAGGACUGUACCAUUGAAGUAAGUUAGAGGGACUGAUAAUAGUCAUAGUGUAAAUGUUUUGAAUAUUUUCCAGAAAAGCACAGAUGUCCCUACAUUAUUAAGCCCUUGUACAAAUAUAUUUUAAAGUUGAUUCAAAAUCACUGCUGUAUUUUAUUGCAUAUAUUAUAUGGUAUAUAAGGCCUAUCCCAUCCCGUAUCGGGUGGUAUUAAUUGGGUAUGUAAUCGAAUCGGACGCCUAGAGUAGAUAUGUGUGACUGUCAGAUAUUUUUGAUAGCAUUGUCCGUUUGCAGCCUACAAAUGUUCUAAUAGAAAUAUCUGUACGCCCCUUGGCCUCUACGACACGUCUGUGAUUUGGAAAGUAGCAAUAUCAAUGUAAUAAUUUCGUCCCCGUGUACAACAAACUGACUUCGUUUAGAAAAAGUGUGAACAUUUGAAACAUACAAAAAGAUGUAGAAGAUGAUUGGAAGACUAUGCAAAAUGAGAAGUGAGUGGAUGUGGUUAAAAACCACAUGUUCUGGUUGACGUAAAAUGUAUGUAAAAUUGGUUGGCGAGUGAUGUUUGCCUCAUACUCAAAUUGUGAUAUAUAUAUAUAUAUAUACGUCACCUGUGAACCCAAAUUACUUGGAUACCAUUGUUGCCAUGCAAUGCUAACUACGAAUUGAUGAUUACUAUGUGAUUCUACGCAAAGAAAAAAAAGAGAUGUUGGAGUUACAAGCGGCUGAGCGGUUGUGCUUGACGUAAAUGAUUGACGUGUGCAUUAAACGGCUGCUCAGUGCCCCCCAACCGCCAUCUGUCUGACCUUGAGAACCAUUGGAGAGGAAAUCAGGUUAUAUUAGGGAGACUAGGUCGAAAUAAUAGUGGUCUGUCAAUUAUGUCCGAAGGGAGGGGCCAGUUGUACAUUUUCUAUUCUGCCUGACCUUUGAAUCCCUGGCAGAAUGUUACCGAAAUUUCUAUUCGGCAUGUCAACACGCAGUAUUGCGGCAAUGAGCUGGCCUUGUUCCGUUUAAAGCAAAUCAUCGAAAGUGAAUACAAACAACAGACAGUUGUUAGAGCAGUAUGUGGAAGUGUGGUGCUGUUUCACGUUCAGUAGAAACGUGUACACAAGUGGCAGAGGCAGUGUGAAGUGGGGAGGGUUUUUCCUCGUGAUUUGACAUUGAGCAUUCCGCAUAGGUCAGACUGAGAUGAGGCUAGGGGAGUAUUGCACCACUGUGUUUUGCAUUAAAACGAUGUAUCUUCGGCAAGAACAAUACAAAUGGAUUUUGACUGUCAGACGAACGAAAAUCUUCCAAUUUAUGACUGUAUAAAUGAUUGAUGUUUGGACGUAGUCCCUGAAUCCCCUUGUGGGUUGCGUUUGCCUGCCUUAAAAAACCAAUGCCAUUUGCCCUGCUCUUGCCAUUAUGUAUUUAUGGCUUGUCAGAUACACUCAUGGCCUUGCACUAUUUUGGAGCAUCGCAAAAUUAUUAAUGUGUGAAAAAUGUUGCAUCUUGUACAUUGUUGAUAUGACAAUAGUAGUGUACAUAAAUAUAGUGUUAGCUUGAACUUAGCUGCUACCGUUUUUCGUAAAAACGAAUACUGUACAACCCUAAGCUUUAUGAAAUGUUUGAAAAAGAAAAGAAGCUAAUUUAUGUAUCAAGAAAA